CUCUCCCUCCUGCCCUCCUGCUUGCUUGCCUCUUAGAUUUGUCCUUCCCUCUUUCAUCCAUCAUUAUUUUUUCCCCAAUCUAUUUGUAGGUUGUAUAUUCUAUACAAGCUCUCUCUAUCACUCUCACAUACACAACACACUCAAUAUCUCAUUUUCUUUCUCCUGCCCCCACCCCCUCUUUCCAUUAUUUCGACUCUCAUUCAUUCACCUGUCUGUCUUCUAGCUCUCUCUCUUUUUUUCCACAGUUUUUUUUUCAUUCACUCCUCCUCCUAUAAUACAUCCCUCUCCAUCACUCCCUCCCCUCCUCCCAUUGUCAAUCUCCCUGCCUAUCACACAUCAGUAUUCGGUUGAACAUGUAAAUAUCAUGCCACGUGGGGCUCAGGGUUACAGGUGCCAUAUGAAAAAGAAUCAGCCAAAAUUCACCUCUUUUACACCCUAACGCACACAUCCCAUCAGAAGCCCCCACCCACCCCCUCUCUCUUCUUUCUCCUCGGGGCGGGCAGGGAGGGCUGCAGCAGUUUUAUGAACGGCACGGCUGCAUCAUGAUCCCUCUCCUCUCUCUGAACCGGCUCCGAGCUGUUUCAUUGACAAACAUUCCGGUUGCUGCAUUUGUGUCACGGAGCGCGUCGAACCACGGAGCAGCACCGGGGGAGCGGCGCAGAGCGGCAGCAGCUGCAGUGAGCAGCAACAACAAGCUCCAGUGUCGUUCAAACCAACGUCCGUAAGCUGUUGAUUCGCCGCUUGGACCCGGGACUAGAUCCAUCUGCAGGCAGCUCCCCUCUUCCGGGACAGCCUGAAGAAUCACCUGAGGGGGGAAGCAGACAGCUUUUGCAACUCAGAACCCUUUGGGGGGGGUACAUGAGGCGGCGUCGUUAAGGCUCGCACUCUGGCACAUUACUGGAUUUGUUUAACGACUUCCUUGAAGCACCUGGACGCACUGGUGAUGGAGGAUUCUGGACGGCUUUUAAAAUCACUGAUAUCUGCGAGACUGCAGCGGACGGUGUGUGAUGCGAACUGAGCCGUGGGUGGCGUAGACCUCCACCCCGUUACCCCCUAACGCCUUAUCCGCGACCCCCACUUACUCUCCAACCGGGACGCACAGCCUUGCUUCGCUCCACCGUGGGAACAUGUCCCGGGCAGCGGCGAUCGCCAGCUCCCUGAUCCGCCAGAAGCGGCAGGCGAGGGAGCGCGAGAAGGCGAACGCGUGCCGCGGCGGCGGCAGCCCGAGCAACAGCAAAGGCACCAACGAGAAGCCGAGCAAGCUGAACGUGUUCUCGCGUGUCAAAUUGUUUGGAUCAAGGAAGAAACGGAAGAGAAGGCGACCUCCAGAGCCCCAGUUGAAGGGCAUUGUGACCAGGCUCUCCAGUCGACAGGGCUUCCAGCUGCAGAUGCAGCCUGAUGGCACCAUUGAUGGGACCAAGGAUGAAGAUAGCACAUAUGCUGUGUUCAACCUGAUCCCAGUGGGGCUUCGUGUGGUGGCCAUCCAGGGCGUCCAGACCAAACUGUAUCUGGCGAUGAACAACGAAGGCUUUCUCUACACCUCUGAACACUUUACCCCAGAGUGUAAGUUCAAGGAGUCGGUGUUUGAGAACUACUACGUCACCUACUCCUCCAUGCUGUACCGGCAGCAGGCCUCAGGUCGGGCCUGGUACCUCGGACUCAACAAGGAGGGCGGGAUCAUGAAGGGGAACCACGUCAAGAAGAACAAGGCAGCAGCACACUUCAUACCCAAACCGCUCAAAGUGGCCAUGUAUAGGGAGCCGUCUCUCCAUGACCUGACAGAACUCUCAAGGUCAGGCAGUGGCACACCAACCAAGAGCCGCAGCGCGUCGGCUAUACUUAACGGAGGAGGGAAAUCGCCCAGCACCAAUGACUUAUCCUAGCCCCUAACAACUCACACGCACACUCACACAUACACCUACACACUCACACACACAUGCACACUUACAGAUCUCAGGCCGACAUGCCCACACAUCAAGCUGGUGAGGGGCAAGAGGAGGAGGAAGCGAGGACAGGAAUGUGUUCUUCCACUUCACGGAGCCCACUGUGACUGACUGUGAUGUAAAUAAAUCAAGGACAAUCAAUCGACCUGGCACUGCCGCUCUGGUCUGCAGAGGGACAGGACCUGCAGAACUCUUCCCUCGACUCCUCUUCCUGCUGUAUAAUAACCAGAGAGAACAAGGGAGCGAGGUCUUACAAAACAGCGUGAUAGAUAGAGUCAGUCAGUCAGUCACAUAAGUGCGAUAAACAGACUGUUACAGAGAACCAAAGAGUACAAGUAUUAACUAAGUUACUGCUGAGGCAGGAGGCAGGAGAGAUAGACAGCGACAAAGGAAGGAAAGAAGUCCUUAUCUAAUCUACCGUAUGCUAUGUUUACACAGAGCUCAUGGGGUUAAGUCAUAAUUUUUAAAAAUGACAAACGUAUCCUUGUACACUUACAAGGACUGAUCAUUUGUUUGCAUGCAGGUGCGCCUGUGUGAGAGCGUGUGUGUGUGUUGUGUGUUGUGUGUGUGGGCAAACCAGAGCGAGUGUGCGCGCACGCAUGUGUCCGG
Molecule: messenger RNA, 2552 nt
Organism: Labrus bergylta (ballan wrasse)
Lineage: Eukaryota; Metazoa; Chordata; Actinopteri; Labriformes; Labridae
Gene: fgf13b
Product: fibroblast growth factor 13b
Biological process (GO): regulation of voltage-gated sodium channel activity
Cellular component (GO): cytoplasm; nucleus
Molecular function (GO): growth factor activity; sodium channel regulator activity
Source: RefSeq, a predicted model, not a curated record